Carica papaya (papaya) is the source of this 2242-nucleotide messenger RNA. Its product is annotated as Tetratricopeptide repeat (TPR)-like superfamily protein. NCBI's taxonomy places the organism in Eukaryota, Viridiplantae, Streptophyta, Magnoliopsida, Brassicales, Caricaceae. Gene Ontology annotation, molecular function: RNA binding; protein binding; zinc ion binding. The record is from RefSeq and is a predicted model, not a curated record. Gene Ontology annotation, biological process: RNA modification.
AAUUUGGCAUACUUUUUCUGGCUAGAAAUUUUCUUUUAGAUCUCAUGGAUGGGAAUUGUCUAUCGCUCACGAUUCCCAUCUUGGCUUCUAUACUUCCUUUGUCCAUUCUAAGUAGUACCCACAUCAAUUUUCCCUGUCAACAAUCACAAAAAUUUUCCUUCUCAGUUCCUUUCUGCAAACUUUACUCCCAGGAGUUUGGUUUUCUUAUGCCCAUUCCAGUAAUACCAACAAUCAGAAAUUUUUCCUUCUUGGUUCCUUUCUGCAAAUUUUUAUCCCAAGUGUGUGGCUUUAUUGUUAAAGAACGUGAUGAUUCUCUUGCUAUCUUACGUUUAGGACACUAGUACUAGAUAAGAGUCAAGUAAGUAAUGGUGGCAAUUACCAGAGGAUGAUUAGGACACCAGUCCUCCACCAAACCCACCUAUUCUCACAACCAGAGACCUCAACAUUACAUAGCUCUGAAUUGAGUUCCAGGUUGAAGGAGCAAGAAUGCAUCUCUCUCAUACGCAGGUGCAACAACAUUGAACAAUUCAAGCAAGCUCAUGCUCAAGCUAUCAAAUAUGGCUUCUUUUGGAACUCUGCCCGUACAAGCAGUCUUGUGGCUGCUUGUGCUCUCUCAGGCUGGGAGAGCAUGGAGUAUGUCUGCUCAAUUUUCCAACAAAUGGAUGAACCAGGAACCUUUGAAUUCAACACUAUGAUCAGAGGAUAUGUUAAUGAAAUGAGCUUUGAAGAAGCUUUACUAAUCUACUAUGAGAUGCUUGAGAUGGGGGCUGAACCUGACAGGUUCACCUAUCCACCCCUGCUAAAGGCAUGUGCCUGGUUACAGGGACUGGAGGAAGGGCAGCAAAUUCAUGGACAUGUGCUUAAGCUGGGAUUAGAACAGGAUAUGUUUGUACAAAACAGCUUGAUCAAUUUGUAUGGAAAAUGUGGUGAGACACAACUUUCUUGUGCGGUUUUUGAGCAAAUGGAUGCAAAGAGUGUUGCUUCUUGGAGUGCUGUUAUUGCUGCCCUAGCUAGAUUGGGAAUGUGGAGGCAGUGUUUGGUGUUUUUUGGAGAUAUGAUAAGAGAAGGAUGUUGGAAGCCUGAAGAAAGCACAUUAGUUAGUGUGCUCUCUGCUUGUGCACAUUUUGGUGAUCUUGAUCUGGGUAGGUGCAUACAUGGUUACCUACUCAGAAACAUAAGUGACCUUAAUGUCAUAGUGCAAACUUCUCUACUAGAUAUGUACCUCAAAGGAGGGCAUCUACAGAAAGGAUUGCAUACCUUCAAGAAGAUGGUGAAGAAGAAUAGGUUGUCAUAUAGCGUGAUGAUCUCAGGACUUGCGAUGCAUGGAUUGGGGGAGAAAGCUCUUAUGAUUUUCUCGGAAAUGCUAGAAGAAGGGCUGACCCCAGAUGCUGUAGUGUAUGUCAGUGUGCUUACUGCUUGCAGUCAUGCUGGGCUUAUCAAUGAGGCUCUGCAAUGCUUUGAUAGGAUGAAAUAUGAGCAUGGAAUAGAACCAACAGUUCAACACUACGGCUGCUUGGUAGACCUUUUGGGAAGAACUGGAAGGCUCCAGGAAGCCUUUGAGCUUAUCAGUAGCAUGCCCAUGAAGCCGAAUGAUGUUGUCUGGAGAAGCUUUCUCAAUGCCUGUAAAAUUCAUGACAAUGCAAAACUCGGGAAGAUUGCAGCAAAGAAGCUCCUCCAGCUAAACUCAAAGAACCCCGGUGAUUAUUUGCUUCUGUCAAAUGUGUAUGCUCAAGCUCAGAGGUGGAGAGAUGUGAGCUUGAUUCGAACAGAAUUGAUCUGUAGUGGCCUUAAACAAACACCAGGAUUCAGUUUGGUUAAGGUGCAGAGAAAAGUGUACAAGUUUGUUUCACAAGACAAGUCUCACCCUCAAUGCAAAGGAGUUUAUGAGAUGAUCCACCAGAUGGAGUGGCAACUAAGAUUUGAAGGCUAUUUGCCAGAAACAUCACAGGUCCUUCUUGACGUGGAUGAAGAAGAGAAGAAACAGAGAUUGAGAGGUCAUUCUCAAAAGUUAGCAAUCGCUUUUGCCCUGAUACAUACAUCUCAGGGUUCUCCCAUAAGAAUAGCAAGAAACGUCAGGAUGUGUAGUGAUUGCCACACCUAUGGUAAACUAAUUUCAAUGAUUUAUGGAAGACAAAUUAUUGUUCGAGAUCGUAAUCGGUUCCACCAUUUUACAGAUGGAACUUGUUCUUGUAGGGAUUACUGGUAAAUUGCAAUUUCUCCAUCCCAAUUUUCUUUCCACAGU